UCACACCAAACGCGGAUGCCUCCAAAACCCCCCCACGUGUCGCCUACUCGUUGGCCUAUCCCUCUCACUAUUUCUUUAUAUAACAUCUCUGCCUUCUUACCGUCACCGUCUCUGCUCAGUGCUCACACAACUAUCAUUUUCUCAGCUACCCAAAGGCAAUUUCCACGUCCAACCAAAAGCAUGUCGUCGGAGAAUCAACCGGAAGAUGAAGCCGUCGAGCUCAAUUUCAAGGACACCGAACUCACCUUGGGCCUUCCCGGAGCUAAAACCGGUUCUAAACGCGGAUUCUCCCACACCGUUGAUCUUAAUCUAGGCACUAAGGACGCCAACAACAAUAACAGCCACGGCUCAGCCUGUGAUAAAUCUCCGGCACCAAAGGCACAGAUGGUGGGGUGGCCACCGGUGAGGGCGAGCAGAAAGAGCGUGAUGAAGAGUUGCAAGUACGUGAAGGUGGCGGUGGACGGAGCUCCAUAUCUGAGGAAAGUAGAUCUUGAAAUGUAUCACAGUUACGAGCAGCUUCUAAGGUCUUUAGAAACCAUGUUUUCCUGCUUAACCAUCCGUAACGAUUUGAUCUUGAAGGAGAGGAACAGUGGAAACAUUAACGGAGGCGAAUACGUACCUACCUUUGAGGACAAAGAUGGUGACUGGAUGAUGGUCGGGGAUGUACCCUGGAAGAUGUUUGUUGAAUCCUGCAGAAGGAUAAGGUUGAUGAUAAGCUCAGAGGCCACUACUGGCUCAGAGUGAAGGAGGUUAAGGAUCCUGGUGGAGAACUCAUGUACAGAGGCUUGGUUGGUUUGGUUCAAGAGAUGAUUAGAAGAAAUUAACAAGUUUUAUAACUAGUCAAAGGAAUAAGGAGAAGGAGAGUGGUCUGUAAAUUGAUGGUGAUAAUUCUGUCGUCUGUCUGACUGUCUUUGUACUGUAAUGCAAAUACGAGUUUGAUUUUUAA
Molecule: messenger RNA, 946 nt
Organism: Prosopis cineraria
Lineage: Eukaryota; Viridiplantae; Streptophyta; Magnoliopsida; Fabales; Fabaceae
Product: auxin-responsive protein IAA1-like
Exons: 5
Coding region: 16-744 (242 amino acids)
Biological process (GO): regulation of DNA-templated transcription
Cellular component (GO): nucleus
Molecular function (GO): protein binding
Source: RefSeq, a predicted model, not a curated record